UCUGUGGGCAACCCUGAUACCUGCUUCCCCCUGCUGUGGAGAGAGAAAAUCACACAGGCCACUAUGCAGCCAGCAAUGAUGAUGUUUUCCAGUAAAUACUGGGCAAGACGGGGGCUUUCUCUGGAUUCAGCUGUGCCCCAGGAAUACCCUUUACAUGGCAACAUAAUGCUAAAUAGAACAAGUUCUGGUAGAAAUGAUGAUAAAAAGGGUAAUAAGGGUGCAGGCAAGAAUGAAUCAACAUCAGAAGGUGGAAAGACUGCUGUGGUAUUUUCUUUGAAAAAUGAAGUUGGUGGCUUGGUAAAAGCUCUCAGACUCUUCCAGGAAAAACAUGUAAGUAUGGUUCACAUUGAAUCGAGGAAAUCAAAGAGAAGGAGUUCAGAGGUAGAAAUAUUUGUGGACUGUGACUGCAGCAAGAAAGAAUUCAAUGAGCUCAUUCAGUCAUUAAAGUAUGAAACCAACAUUGUAACUCUGAAUCCACCAGAAAACAUCUGGACUGAUGAAGAAGAGCUUGAUUGUGUUCCUUGGUUCCCCAGGAAGAUUGCUGAAUUAGACACAUGUUCCCAAAGAGUACUAAUGUAUGGCUCCGAGCUGGAUGCAGAUCAUCCUGGAUUUAAGGACAACGUUUAUCGGCAGAGAAGAAAAUAUUUUGUUGAUGUUGCCAUGAGUUACAAAUAUGGCCAGACAAUCCCCAGAGUUGACUACACACCUGAAGAAAUAAAAACAUGGGGUGUAGUGUUCAGGGAACUCACUAAACUCUACCCUACUCAUGCUUGUCGAGAAUAUUUGAAAAACUUUCCUUUGCUGACCAAGCACUGUGGCUACAGAGAAGACAAUGUCCCUCAACUGGAAGAUGUUGCUGUGUUUCUUAAGGAAAGAUCUGGCUUCACAGUGAGACCAGUUGCUGGAUAUUUGUCACCUCGAGAUUUCUUAGCAGGCCUUGCCUAUAGAGUGUUUCACUGCACCCAGUAUAUUCGCCAUGGCUCCGAUCCCCUCUACACUCCAGAACCGGAUACGUGCCAUGAACUCCUGGGACAUGUGCCUCUGCUGGCUGACCCAAAAUUUGCCCAGUUUUCCCAAGAGAUUGGCUUGGCCUCCCUGGGAGCAUCUGAUGAGGAUGUCCAGAAACUUGCCACUUGCUAUUUUUUCACCAUUGAAUUUGGCCUUUGUAAGCAAGAUGGGCAACUGCGAGCUUAUGGGGCUGGCCUUCUGUCUUCCAUUGGAGAACUAAAGCAUGCUCUGUCUGAUAAAGCCAAUGUGAAAACGUUUGAUCCAAAGACAACCUGCAUGCAAGAAUGCCUUAUCACUACUUUCCAGGAAGCUUACUUUGUCUCAGAAAGUUUUGAAGAAGCCAAAGAAAAGAUGAGGGAUUUUGCAAAAUCAAUCAACCGCCCCUUUUCUGUAUAUUUCAACCCAUACACUCAAAGCAUUGAAAUUCUGAAAGACACUAGAAGUAUUGAGAACGUUGUCCAGGAUCUUCGGAGCGACCUGAACACAGUCUGUGAUGCUUUAAGCAAAAUGAACCGAUAUUUGGGGAUAUGACUUCUUCAGUGUUGCGGCUUUGGAGCAUGCUUAUGCCAGCACCUUUAUGAGAUGCUAUUACCUUUUUAGCACUAUCUGUUCCCUCUCUAUUGCAUGGCUGUUGCAUUUGCUCAGUGUAUAAUUCUAUCUAACUGUAGCUUCAAAUAUGCCAAUACUAACAUGCAAAUUCACAAAGUGGAACAUGCACUUAGGUAUUCAACUUUGUAUCUCACCACAUGAUUUUUUAAAAGCCCUCAGGGCAGCUUUAAAAACACACGCACAAAAGUGAAAAAAAAUGUACUAUAACAUCAAUAAAAGCAGAUAAUGAGGAAGGGGAAGCAGCAUCAUGAACAACAACAUAGCAGCUAUAAAAUAAGACUGCAGUAAGCAUACCACAAUAAGACCUGGAUAAAAAUCUAGCUGUCUUAUGCUCUCUGAAAAUAAAAUGGUCUUCAUUAGUUUCCUGAAGAUUCCAAGCAAACAGGCCUGACAAAUAUUAUUGGGGAAUUCAAUAAGGUGGGCAGUGCAACCCAGAAGGUCCUGGUACGUAGGAAGCUGAGUAAGAUCAUUGGUCCAUCUAGCUCAGUAUUGUCAAGUCUGGCUGGUAGUGACUGUCCAGGGUUUCAGGCAGGUGUCUUUGCCACCCCUACUUGGAGAUGAACCUGGGACCUUCUGCUUAAAAUAAAAAGCAAAAUAUCCUAGUACCAAACAAUUUAGGCCAUUAAACAUUAAAUUGUGCCUAGAAACAAAUGGGGAGCUAGCACAGCUUUCAGUUGAGGUGUACUGUGGCUUACAGUAUUUCUUACUAAUAAGAAAGCCGCCAUAUUCCAAACUAGUUGUAGUUUCUCUAUGGUCUUUAAGACAGCACCACAUACAGCUCUUUACCACAGUCCAUCCUGGAGGUCAUCAAGGCAUAUAAAAAAGCAGCUGGUUCACUGUUCUUUAGGGGAGGCUGUAUCCUGAAGCUGUUAAAAGCACCUCUAGCAACAGAUGUUACCUGAGCCUCUGGAGCAGAAUCAGGUCCUAAACUGAUCCUUUAGAGCAGGCAUCCCCAAA
Hemicordylus capensis (graceful crag lizard) is the source of this 2574-nucleotide messenger RNA. It is a transcript of the gene TPH2, whose product is annotated as tryptophan hydroxylase 2. The transcript is spliced from 11 exons. The record is from RefSeq and is a predicted model, not a curated record. Gene Ontology annotation, biological process: aromatic amino acid metabolic process; serotonin biosynthetic process. Gene Ontology annotation, molecular function: tryptophan 5-monooxygenase activity; iron ion binding. Bases 64 to 1539 code for a protein of 491 amino acids. Lineage: Eukaryota; Metazoa; Chordata; Lepidosauria; Squamata; Cordylidae. Gene Ontology annotation, cellular component: neuron projection.